Molecule: messenger RNA, 1026 nt
Organism: Trichophyton verrucosum HKI 0517
Lineage: Eukaryota; Fungi; Ascomycota; Eurotiomycetes; Onygenales; Arthrodermataceae
Exons: 6
Coding region: 1-1026 (341 amino acids)
Biological process (GO): mitotic cell cycle; SCF-dependent proteasomal ubiquitin-dependent protein catabolic process
Cellular component (GO): cytoplasm; nucleus
Molecular function (GO): cullin family protein binding
Source: RefSeq, a predicted model, not a curated record
AUGAUCCAGCAUCUGCCUUUGCCUUCUUUGACUUUCUUCCAUCUUCUUCCAUCUUUCAUCAUCGACUUCUCUUCUUCUUCUUCAUCAUCAUCAUCAUCAUCAUCAUCAUCUUUUCAUCAUCGACUUUUUUUUUCUGCUUAUAAAGAAAAAACCGCCCUUUUCCCUUUUCGGCCUCCAUCUCUUUUCUUCUUCUUCUUUUCUUCUUCUUCGACUCCAACGAAACGAACAAACAACACUCGCAACAACAACGACAACGACAACGACAACACUGACAACAAUAAUAAUAACACCCGGCAUCAAGCAGCUGACAAAGCCGACAGCUCUUCUCUCUCCUCUGACCUCCCGCUUGUCGCUGGCUCUAUAAAAAACCACUCGGUACGCCUCGCUUUCCCCAGCUCUUCCCCGACCCCUCCAACGACAAUACAUACAGCUAGCUUCAAGAACUGCUUACCCGGCAACACACACACACACACAACACUCCAACACUCCUCGACACCACCAGAACACUCUUCUUUCUCUCCCAGAUCAAUCAUGGCUUCCACUGCGACCAACAAGAUCACCUUGACCAGCUCCGAUGGAGUUGAAGUCACUAUCGAACGCCAGGUAGCUGAGCGCUCCAUCUUGAUCAAGAACAUGCUCGAGGAUCUCGGCGACUCCGGCGAACCCAUUCCUAUUCCCAACGUCAACGAGUCUGUUCUCAAGAAAGUCAUCGAGUGGUGUGAGCACCACAAGGGCGACCCCCCAAGCACCGGUGACGAUGACGUCGACUCCCGCCGCAAGACCACCGACAUCGACGAGUGGGACCAGAAGUUCAUGCAGGUCGACCAGGAGAUGCUCUUCGAAAUCAUUCUCGCUGCCAACUACCUCGACAUCAAGGCCUUGCUCGACGUUGGAUGCAAGACCGUCGCAAACAUGAUCAAGGGCAAGUCCCCCGAGGAGAUCCGCAAGACCUUCAACAUCCAGAACGACUUCACUCCAGAAGAAGAGGACCAGAUCCGCCGUGAGAACGAGUGGGCUGAAGAGUAA